Molecule: messenger RNA, 2749 nt
Organism: Triplophysa rosa
Lineage: Eukaryota; Metazoa; Chordata; Actinopteri; Cypriniformes; Nemacheilidae
Product: macrophage mannose receptor 1-like
Exons: 6
Coding region: 68-1051 (327 amino acids)
Source: RefSeq, a predicted model, not a curated record
GACCAUUAAACACAACGAGACGACUCGUGUUACAGUGGAAAUCAAUUGGUCUGCUUGCUGGACAAAGAUGAAGCAACUGUGUCUCUAUAUCCUUUCUUUUUCAGGACUGGUGUGUGUAGGUGUGUGUAAACCGCGUGAGUAUAUUCUCAUCAAAGAGCUGAAGACGUGGACAGACGCACAAGCUUACUGCAGAUUGAAUCACAAUGAUCUGGCCACCGUUCAGACUGAUGAAGAUCGGACAAAUCUGCAUCAGACCGCCAGUGAGAACGCCUUUACUUCAUACGGCUGGAUCGGACUCUACAAUGACAUCAACAGCUGGAGAUGGUCUUAUCAGGACGAGGGCGUCGCUUAUUUCAACUGGCAUCCUGGUCUCCCGGAUAACUACGGUGCAGGAGAGGAGUGUUCCGUGUUAAGAAACGACGGAUACUGGUUGGACUACUAUUGUACUAUCACGAGAUGGUCUUUGUGUUUCGAGGAUAAGAACGGCACAGUGAAAUAUUACUUGGUUGAUCAGUUGAAGACGUGGAGUGAAGCUCAGAAACACUGCAGAGAUCGCUAUACAGACCUGGUCACCAUAAGAAAUGAAGCUGAAAAUACAAAGUUCAAAAGUGUGAUGUAUCCCGCAAUAGAGGUUUGGACUGGAUUAUUCAGGGACGACUGGAAGUGGUCGGACCGGUCCAAUCUCUCCGCCUCCAAUGAAGCGGCUGCUGAGAAUCUUAAUGGAGGAAAUGAAAACUGCGCGGCAUCAACUUAUUACAGCCACUUUGAUGAUUGGUCAUGCUCGACAACUUUUAACUUCUACUGUAGUACCUCGAAGGUGAAGAGGCAGAUCGUGAAGGUGCAGGUGACAUCAAAUGUGGGAAACGAGGAUGGUGCUCAACUGCAGACACUGGUGAUGAAGAAGUUAAAGCAGACACUGUCCGGACUGACUGCAGAUGAGGAUUUGAAAAUGAAAUGGAGGAAGCAAGAGAACGGAAACGUCUUUCAGAAGCAAGUCGCUUUACAAAAAAGUGCCAAUGGAAGCUCUGUUUGCUAUGCCACAUCAUACUAAGAAAUCAUAAGCAUUCACAAAAAACAACAUUAGCACAGUAUAUAGUAAAUUUGGGAAAACCAUCCAAUUCAUUUUUCAUUUUAUGUUUAGUCUUUUUUAGUCAGUGAAUCAAAAUAUGAGUGCAGUGAGACAGAGAGAGAAUUUAUAACCAUUGUGACUCUUAAAGCUUCAUGUUACAGGGCUGUAAAACCACCAGCAACUAUGUUAAAGUGUCUAUCACAAACUGACGCUAAAUUGUUUACAACACUAUAAAAAAAUACAUUUUCCAUGUAAAAUGUAAAAAAAAAAACACUGAAUUUUACUGUUUAUACAGAUUUUUAUGAAUUUUUGAAAUAAGCUCCAAUACAUGUAAAAUUAUAGGAAAAGACCGCAAAUUUACAAGAAAAAUGGGAAAAACAUGAAAUUUUACAAAGACGUUAUUUUACCGUCUAUUUCUGGCACCCCAGCUGCCAGAAAAUUCCCAAUUUUUUAAACAAGAUGUUAGUUUUAACAGGUUUUUUUGCAAUACGGUCAAAAACUGUAACAUUACAGAAAAAGGCAGCAAAUUUACAAGAAAAAUGGGGGAAACCAUUUAUUAUAUAGCCUUACAUCCUGUAAUUUUUACAAGAAAACAACAGUUAUUUUGCGUUAUAUUUCUGCCGCUCCAGCUGACAGAAUAUUUCUGUGUUUUUUUCACAGUGAAUAUUAUCGUGUGUGUUGUGUAGUAUGAACACAAUAUCACGUAGGUUGUUAUUAACACAAAUACACUUAGAUUUAGUCAUUAACAAAAGGUUUGCAUCGUCUCUUUUUCUCUUCUAUCACAGCUUAAUGUGGAAACACUGUGAAAACUGUAAUGGGUCCAAAAGCACUAUAACAUACUGUAUAUUUAGUAUAAAUAGCUUGAAUUGCUGAUAUGGGUUUAGGGCAAUUUAUUUAUGAGUGACUAUGUAGUUAAUCACUCUCUGUAAUGUAAACUAUUAAAUAAUGGCCACUGAUUUAGUGUGGUUUUGAAAACGGUUUACAGUCGUCUUGUGUUUAUUUUGAUAUCUAGUUAAAUACAAUAAAUAGCAUAAAUAGCAGUGUCUGACAAACACAUACAUGUCAGUGUAAAUGUGAAGCGAUACGUCAAAUAUACAGGUAUAUGUUUUAGAAACGUGCAAGCCUGAAUUUGCUUUUGAAAUCUGUAAAUGCACAAUAUCAAUAAUCAUGUUUAAUAAUAUCACAAUUAUGGUCAAUACUGUCAUGAUUCUGCCUCUUCUUGUCAUGAUUUUUCUAGUCUUGUGGCAGGGUCAUGACAGACCCACGUGUUUAGUGUGUAGAGAGGUAUAGGCCCUGUCCCAAAUGGCGCACUUCAUGUGGACUUGUGGUCUCGUGUACUUAAAUUGCACAUGCUCGCGAAGUCUCCGAGUCUGUAGUGUGUCCCAUUUGUCAUUUUUACGCUCUGAAGUGUGCUCAUCAGCGACCCCUUUGUGCCCUUGAUGCGGUCUUCGGCGAAGCCCGUACUGCAGCAGGCUCCACACAACUUACAACCCAGAAGUCCUUGCGAACGCCCAAUCACAGAAUGGAUGUGAGGAGUGUCGUGGAUGUCAGACAUAUACGUAUAAACAUGACAGAAACAUUUUUAAAUGUAUGUUUUGAUAAAAUUCAUAAUCAAUUUCUUAUUCACAUUAUUGCUUAUUUAUUUUCUAUUAAGCCAGCUAUUCAAGAAUAAAAACUUUU